Molecule: messenger RNA, 3081 nt
Organism: Linum trigynum
Lineage: Eukaryota; Viridiplantae; Streptophyta; Magnoliopsida; Malpighiales; Linaceae
Source: the annotation of a GenBank genome assembly
GUACACACCGAUCGUUUCCCUAGUGAUGGAGGAUGUAGGCAAAGCCCAGAGCAAAGUCGUAAUGAUCAGAAGCUUGUGUGGCUCCAAACUGGAAGACAACCAUCCGAUUUCCCAUUUGUAGUAACAAGAGCAGUGGACUUGUUAUUUUAAUUCUGUUUUGAAGCUUAUUGUAAGAAAUGAAAGUGCUUUGUGCGUCGAUGAAAAAUCCGAGAUUUCAAAUUAUAUUCAUUUGUCCUUCUCAAAGAAAAAUCCUCUUUUAUUAAUGAUUGUAAGAGGUCUUCUCGAAUUAUGAACGUGUUGUGAGGAACUGAGGAUGAGAAAUUGAGAAUCCAUUCCUUGCAAUAGGCCCCCUCUCUCUCAAAGCCAUCUUCCAACCAUGGUCAAUUAAAUCGUACCGUACCGGCGGUUCAACCACAAAAUACUAGUAUUGGAGGCUAACCCGAUAGACGGUAUUAACGGUUGAACUACAAUUCAACCACGAUUUUACCGUAAAAUACCCUACUAUUAACUUUUCCGGUACGAUGUCCGGUACAGUUUCAUGGACCAUGCUUCCACUUAGGAAAGCAAGGUGCUUAAUUAAUAAUUAAUUGGUUAUUCUGUAUUAUAAUAACCUAAUUGCUUCAUUCAAAUUGCAUGAGUUGCUUGCUCUCCAAUGUUUAAAAAAAAGAGAGGAAAGAGGAAUCUUUUAAUUUUUAUUAUUCCUUUUCACCAAAAGCAAGCAGCCCCAAGGUGACUUGGUCUCCAAAUUCUGAUCUGCUGCAGAAUGGCGAAACCAUAUUAUUGUUUACUUACUCCAUUCCUCCUCUCCUUUUAUUUUAUUCCCUUCCCUUUCCCUACUUACAUUAUUGUUGUUCUCUAUGUUGAAUGAUCAAGUGACAUAUGAAGAAACUUCAAAGUUCAAACCUAUCUUAAUAAACGUGCAUGAUUUUUACCUGCCAGUCAUAGUUGUUCACAGGUUAAUUAAUGUUUACAAUAGGGUAAAUGCCACAUUUGGUCACUAAAAUUACUAAAUCAUGUCAUGCUUAGUCACUAAAAAAAAUUAAUAUCAAUUUUGGUCACUCGAAUUACUGAAACAUGUCACAUUGAGUCACUCUCCCGUUAGUUUUCGUCCAACUCCAUUAACGGAGUGGGACGAAAACUAACGGGAGAGUGACUAAAUGUGACAUAUUUCAGUAAUUCGAGUGACAUUCUUAAAAAGAAAGUAAUUCAAGUGACCGGAGUUGGAUGGAGACUAAUAGGAGAGUGACUAAAUGUGAUCAGUUUUAGUAAUUCGAGUGACUAAAUGCAAGAAAGUAAUUCAAGUGACCGGAGUUGGACGGAGGCUAAUAGGAGAGUGACUAAAUGUGACCUGUUUUAGUAAUCCCAGCUGCAGUGAGAGACUACAUUGACAAGAAGAUACGAGCUUUCAUCUGGGGGAGCUCGGAAGCAUGGAGGAAAAUUCAUCUAGUAGAUUGGCAGACAGUGUGCAGUAGGAAGGCGGGCUAGGUUUCAGGAAUGUGACUAGGGUGAACGAAGCCUUUAUGGUGAAGAUUGUCUGGCGCUUGUUUACUGAACCUAACAGCCUAUGGACUCAAGUUAUCAAGGGCAAGUACUUUCGGCAAACUGAUACGAGUUGGCUGGUGAGAAAUUCAGGGAGAAUGUUGAAUCUCUGGCAGGGAGUUCGACGGGUGCUUCACCUACUGUCGGAUGCUACGUUGUGGCAAGUUAAAGGAGGUCAGCAGGUUUUGUUUUGGGAGGACAGAUGGUUGCAGGAUGGGCCACCACUCUCUGUUUUUGCGAACAAUCUCCCGAUGAAGCUCGUCGCCUCACGAUAUCUGAAAUGGUUUUAAAUGGGGAUUGGAAUUUUGAUUUCUUGCAGGCUGUUCUCCCGGAAAAUCUAGUGAGGCAAAUCCGUCUCCAUCCAGUCCCACAAGGGAGUGAUGCUGACGUCCCUAUGUGGCGCUUCACUCCUUCGGGAAGGUUCUCUUAAAAUUGCUUACGAGCUGAUCCAAGCGGAUGCGGUGGUCCAGCCUCAGCCAGAGCCAUGUUGGAAGGCGAUAUGGAGAACCCUGUCACCGCAACGUACGCACACUUUCCUCUGGCUUGCAGCACAUCAACGCCUACUAACUAAUGCUGAAAGAUCAAGGAGACACCUGGCGCCUAAUGGCACCUGCCCGAUAUGCGAGGAUGGACCAGAGACCACUCUGCACGUCAUCCGCGACUGCCCGUAUGCAAGAGGAGUUUGGUCGCAUUUCUUAGCUGAGGAACCACCAGAUGAUUUGUUCUUCCAGAGCAAUUUGUCGAGUUGGAUACGUUACUAUAUAACGGGACGCAGUGGGAUUAUAGAUGCAUCCCUGUUUGCUGUUUUGUGCUGGAAAUUAUGGAAGAAUAGGAACAGCAAAGUCUUUGAGAAGAAGUUAGCUACGAUGGAGGAGAUGAUUGCUGCCGUGAAGCUCUAUGUGCAGCAAGUGCGUUGGGCAUUUGACAGGGAGAGUGCAGUCAUGGGAGGUGAUCGCAUGAAACAUAGCUCAUUUAUCCAUUGGAAACCUCCGCCGUCGGGAUGGACAUGCUUGAACACAAAUGGGUCAGUAGCUAUUGCUCAGGCAAGUGCAGCGGCGGGUGGAUGCCUACGGGACGAAGACGGGAGGCUGAUCCGAGCCUUUGUAGCUAACCUGGGGGUGGCUCCACCACUCAUGCGGAGUUAGCAGGUAUCUUUUUGGGUUACAGAUGGCGUGGGACGCUGGAGCUCGACGAGUUGAAGUCCAAUCGGACUCCCGCACAGCCAUCCAACUUCUUCAAUCGGCGACGGAGUUCCACCCCCACCGGACAAUGAUAUCGACGGCAAGGCAGUUGUUACAGAGGGAAUGGCAGGUGAACAUCGUUCAUACCUUUCGCGAAGGAAAUUUUGUUGCUGACUUCCUAACUUCGCAGGGCCAUGGAUACCCGAUCGGGAAUCACCCAUUUCUGGGCUCCAAUCCGAACCUUCUCCACUGGCUUUUCUACGACCGUGUGGGAGUUGCAGUCCCACGCCUUGUUAAUGUUUAAGGGUUGAGCGCCCCUUACCAAAAAAAAUGUAUAUUUGAAUAUAUUUUAGGCAAAAUA